ACGAAAAACAUCCCGAAAGUGGAUUCGAGGCGUGGGAAAAGGCCCCUUUUACCUGAUGAAUCGGAGGUUCAUCAUCAUCAUCCUCAUCAUGUUAAUGACGAUGAUGAUGAGCCGUUAUUCCCGAUUUACUCGGAAAGAUCCCAACAGGACAUGUCCGCCAUUGUCACCGCUCUCUCUCAAGUCCUCGGCCACACUCCCGAUCAAACUCCACCAAUAGCUCCCGCGCCACCUCAGCAUCAUAGUCAUCACUUGCCUGUGCCAGCUAGGAAAAGGCACUAUCGAGGGGUUCGGCAGAGGCCUUGGGGCAAGUGGGCAGCUGAGAUUCGCGACCCGAAGAAGGCGGCUCGUGUAUGGCUCGGCACUUUUGACUCUGCCGAGGCAGCCGCCAUGGCUUAUGACGAGGCUGCCCUUCGCUUCAAAGGCAAUAAGGCCAAGCUUAAUUUUCCCGAACGAGUCCAGUCGACUCCACACCUCACUCCCAACCUCAUGCAUUAUAAUAAUAAUAAUUAUAAUAUUAAUCAAAAUAGUAGUGGUUAUAACACCAGUCAUUUGGGAUAUGGGAAUUAUGUUAAUCAUUUGGUGGGGCACGAUUUCGGUUCUCAAGCGGCCUCGUCUGUGCCGCCGCCAUCUAAUUAUUCGGUGCCCAUGAUGCCUUUGAAUGAAGAGGGUUUUGUAAGGUUUGAUGAUGAUGGGCCGGGCUUUGGAGGUGGGCCCAGAGAUAGUUCGGUUGGGAAUUGGUGGGAGUUUGAUCAUGGCGGCAAGAGAUACUUCUUU
Molecule: messenger RNA, 774 nt
Organism: Striga asiatica
Lineage: Eukaryota; Viridiplantae; Streptophyta; Magnoliopsida; Lamiales; Orobanchaceae
Source: the annotation of a GenBank genome assembly